Messenger RNA from Umbelopsis ramanniana AG, 1014 nucleotides. RefSeq lists its product as uncharacterized. NCBI's taxonomy places the organism in Eukaryota, Fungi, Mucoromycota, Umbelopsidomycetes, Umbelopsidales, Umbelopsidaceae. The transcript is spliced from 4 exons. The coding region runs from base 1 to 1014 and encodes 337 amino acids. The record is from RefSeq and is a predicted model, not a curated record. Gene Ontology annotation, biological process: transmembrane transport.
AUGAUCGAUAGCCUUGUAACCGUGGUGGUGCAACCUACACCGACAGUACCUGAGGUUGUAGUUCAAGAAGAAGAGCCUGUCCCAGAGAGAUCCAUUGCAGGCUUUUGGCUUGAAAAGUUCAAUGCUGAUACCAUCAAGCAUUUGAUAGCAGGUGGUGUGGCUGGAGCCGUUUCGAGAACCGCGGUUAGUCCGAUGGAGCGUAUGAAAAUUUUGUUCCAAGUGCAGGGGCCUGAACCCGCCGCUUACCAAGGCAUCGUGCCUACUCUGACCAAGAUGUGGAGAGAAGAGGGUAUGAUGGGUUUUCUCAGAGGAAAUGGUACCAAUGUAGUUCGUAUCAUCCCCUAUAGCGCAACUCAAUUUGCUGCCUACGAACAAUUCAAAACUAUGUUGAUGGAACCUGGAAAGACAGAGCUGGAUACAGCCAGACGUCUAACGGCCGGUGCGUUGGCUGGCUUGGUGUCGGUGGCCUGUACUUACCCUCUUGAUAUUGUACGAACUCGCUUGGCUGUUCAAUCUGCGACACUCUCCGGUAACACCUCCACCACCACUAAUGCUAAGCUACCAGGAAUCGUUCCAACUAUGCUUCAAAUCUAUCGCAACGAAGGUGGUGUCUUUGGCUUAUAUCGUGGGUUAUGGCCCACUCUACUGGGUGUCGCCCCUUAUGUAGCUCUCAACUUCCAGUGCUACGAGGUGCUGAAGAUGCAUUUGUUGCCGUCCGAUCGGGAAGGCCCUACGGUUGCUCGCAAAUUAGUCUGUGGAGCGUUGGCAGGCUCGAUUGCCCAAACUGUUACAUACCCUCUUGACGUUCUACGAAGACGAAUGCAGGUUACUGGCAUGUCAAGCAUGCAAUACAAAUAUCGAGGUACAUGGGAUGCCACUAAGACCAUGGUUCGCAAGGAAGGCUUCCGCGGCUUGUACAAAGGCAUGAUUCCCAACUAUCUGAAAGUUGCUCCAGCCAUCAGCAUAAGCUUUGUGACGUACGAAUGGUGCAAGGAAGUAUUACACGUUCGAUAA